This is a messenger RNA of Pelobates cultripes (western spadefoot toad), 5415 nucleotides long. The record is from the annotation of a GenBank genome assembly. Lineage: Eukaryota; Metazoa; Chordata; Amphibia; Anura; Pelobatidae.
AUGACAGCCCAGCUCGCGGCCAGAGUUCCGCAAGUCAUAGUCAGAGCGGCGCGAGGAGGCUGUGCUGGAAUCCGCGUGACCUCGGUCUGCAGGGCAGCCAAUCAGGAGGCGCCUUACCUGAGCCCCAGGUAAGACCGCGCGGCUCGGGCUCUAACUCCGGCUGUGGGAUCCACCAAUCAGCGCACUGUAUUCUGCUGAGUGACAGCUCUCUGACCAAUCAUCUGUUACAGUGGUCCCUCCCACCUGCCCUGGCAGAGGGAUCAGACUCCAUCAUGGGGGGGAACAGAGGGAAGGGCCUCCCAUGAGGGGGAGGGGGUGGGGUAAAUGUAUUGACCUUUGGUGUGGUAUAAAGUGAUUUUAUUUUACUCCUUAAAGGGACACUACAGGCACCCAGACCCCUUCAGCUUAAAAGAAUCAAUGAACACCCAAUGUACAGCGCUACAGAAUGUGAUGGCGCUAUAUAAAUAAUACAAUAAUAAUAAUUCACGCCCCUGCAGUCUCACUCAUUGGCUCUCUUCCAUGUCGGAGUUAAAUAAUUUGUGUUUCUGUUUAUGUUGUCCUAGCCUCGCCUUCCCUGACUGUGACUCACCCAGCGGCAUGAAAAGCAUUGCUAAAAGGGACACUCCACAAACCUGAAGCAGUCUAGCUUGCUGGACCACUUUGUGUGUCCUCUGGUUUUCAUUUUAGAAAAAAAUGUAGAUUUCAAUAGAAUGAACCUGGUUAUACCACUCCCCCCCAGCUGCCAGUCAGAAAUCUGAUCCUGUCACUUCCUGGUUUGGUUAGCUCAGUGUUACUUCCUGGUUUGUUUCACUCAGUGGAGAUAAACUCAAGAGGCAGCAGUUUCCCAGAGCACCUUCCUUGCAAAGACUUCUCAUUGAGCUGCCGUGAUUGGACAGACACCUGAAACCUGGGAGGUGGGCACUGAUUUCUAUUUAUUUUAUAAAUAAUUUGAUGUGGCAGUAUGGAGAUUGUACAUCCUGCUGGGUCAUACAAUUCAUGUCAGAGAUUGAUCCUAGGAUAUAGCUAGAAUGUGCAGCCACGUAGGGAGAAUCAGAACGUGUCACCUUUCAUUAUUUGGAUUCUGCAAUGAUGAUUUAUAUCGGGGGUUUCUAGACUAAUUACAAAAUGCCGUUUCCCCAGAAUGUGUGUAUUUAGGGCUUCACCUGUAUGGUGCUCCAGUGCUGAAAUUCUCGCAGUAUGAAUGACAGAAACAUUAAUAGGGCUUCUGUCAUCCCAACGCCAUCUAUCAGAUCAACGUUUCAACCCACCUGUGUCCAGCAAUAAGUGAUGCAUUGCAACCACAAAUAUAUACCGUGACUUUAUCCCCCUGACCCCAAUGCGGAGUGACUGCCCCCUAGUGUUGGUAUGGCAUGCCAUCGCCUCAGGCCCGAGCAAGUGAUCGCUGCUUUCAACCAUUGAGUUUAGGUAAAAUUAGCUUAGCAGGAAAUAUGGUAGGAACGGAUAACUGAGCUGGAUUACCCUAUGCCAUUGUUUGGUAAUAAAUAAAACCGUAUUGUGUGCUGGAACAGAGCAUGUGAUAGCUGUGUGUGCAGGGUAACAUUAUUUAUUUUAGGCCCCUCCGGUCAGCCUGGCACCCAGCCUUUCUUCAAUAAAAGCAUUGGUAAACUGCAGGUCGUUAAUUCAUUAUAUAAAUGAUAUAAGACUUCGUGUGAAGUGCCUGGGCAUAAACGAAUGUUGUUAUACCAUAAGCUUGCCAUUGUCACUGAUUAUUUAUAGAAGAUCUUAUACACCUUUGAAAUAUGUUUUUGUGCCGGUACCAAGCAAGAACUGGGCAGACUGGCGCUUCUUAAAGGCAAACGAAUUGUAUGUUUAUAAUGUUACUGUGUAACGUCAUAUCGUAGCUGGAGUGAUCGCUAGACAUGUGCAUGUAUAUUGUAGGAGCAGAGUCGGCUGCUUGGCCGUGUGGAUGUGGCGGGGCCUGACAUGCGCAGUUACUACAGUCACCAUCACCGCUGCGCUAGCUGCCAUGGGAAGGUGCGGACGUCUUGGCAGUCACUUGCUGAUGCUCUCCUGCCCCAAUUGCUUAACAUCUGGCUUUAUAAAUGUGUUGCCCUGCUGUGUUUAAUAAGAAUACUAAAACUAAGAUGUGUGUUUCUGUUUGGACACACUGUAAGAUAACUCAUCUAUAAAAGAAGCCGGAAGCUCCUGUCUACCAUAACUGCACCAGAAUUUACUUUAUAUCUGUCUUGUUGCUCACUCAUGCUCCGUGUUAAUGAUUAAAUUAAUCAUGUGUUGGAGAUUAAUGCUUAAUUAAGGCUGAAAUCGAGCCUCCGCGGACUGCUUAGGCCCUGUCUGUAGCAUGUGUGCUUUCUGUGUUAUUUUGACCCUUUCUGUUCCCCGUAUGUGUGACAUAUUAAUGAUUGUAAUGAGAGUAAGAGUGUCCCAUUUUAUCCCACCCCCUGCAGCAUCCUGUCCUCUUAUUGGUUCCAUAAAUCCAAUUCCUCCAUGGCUGCGCAUGUCAAGGCGUUAACGUCUCCAUACCCAGGAUCCCAGGUUAAUCGGUGGCCAGUCCCUUCAGAAAAGGUCAGCUGGUCCAUAGAAUGGCCAGAGUAUAAACCUGUUGAGUACACUGCCCCCUCUGUGCUCGCUCAGCCCCCCUGGGCAGACCCUCCACUCAGGUGAGAGACAUUCUUUGCUGCAGUCUCUCUGUUUCCAUGUUCCUUGUGAGUUCUACCUUUGCCCCACUCUACCUAUGCCCUCGUCGUGCGCCCAGUGUUUUAUACAUACCCACCUUUUUUAUAUCCUCAUUCUGUAUCCACCUUUCAAAAUCUGCAGAAAGUAAACCCCCUUCAAAUACCUCUUUCUACUAACCCUUCUAUAUCUUUAUUUCUCUAUUGCCUGCUCUUUAUAGCCCUAUCCCAUGCCCACUUUUGUACAUUAUAAUUUUAGUUAUACUGUAUUUUAACCCCAUUUGUACCGUUCUGAAUCUUCACCCUGUAGCCAUCUUUGUACAUAUUCACUUUGUAAUUACCAUUCCAUAUUCUCAGUACUUAUUUUUAAUUUCCUUAUUCCGAAUCCCCCUUUCCCACCCUGUGCCCAUCUUUGUAUAUUGGGACCUCCCUUCUAAUUCCUCAUCCUGAGCCAUUUGUCAAUAUUCUCCGCAGUGAUGGCAAGUUCUCUCCACAAUUCAAUACCCUUGAUGGAAAGGUGCAGAGAGAGAGUUUAGAAGGAACAUAUCACACAGAGAAUGGGACGCCACGGUGAGUGUAGACAAAACAGGGCUCUGGCUUUUACCCUGAUCUGUGUAAUAUGUGUUGCUUUGUGUUUCGUAGGAACCCUGCAGGGCGUACAGGGAUAAUAGGAAGGGGUCUACUGGGAAGAUGGGGACCCAACCACGCAGCUGACCCCAUCAUAACAAGGUGUGGCCACUAGUUGUUUACAUACUCCCUGUCCAGUCUGCCACUCCAUUCGUCCUCCAUAACGCUCUUGUACUUUAGGUGGAAGCGUGAUGCCGCUGGUCAGAGAGUUACCGACCCUGGCUCUGGCAAGCCCGUCCUCCAGUUUGUAGCCAUAGAGAGGAAGGACUGUGGGCAGUGGGCAAUCCCAGGGGUAAGUGAACCUAAACUCACUAUUUCCUGUGACUCUGUGCCUUAUCACCACAUGCGAUGACAGUUCUUCCAGUCCCUUGGCAUCACGCUAAGUCUGUCCGCCAUCCGUCUGUCUGUCUCCCUUUCUUCUAUACAAUGUUAGAACUGCUUUAUGUAGCCACCAGCUAAUGCCAAGUAAUAUAGGUUCAGUUUAACAAACCCAUACAACACGCUGCUCUGAUAUAAAUGGAUAUGUCUGUACACACGCUGCUCUGAUAGAACUGGAUAUGUCUGUACACACGCUGCUCUGAUAGAACUGGAUAUGUCUGUACACACGCUGCUCUGAUAGAACUGGGUAUGUCUGUAAACACGCUGCUCUGAUAGAACUGGGUAUGUCUGUACACACGCUGCUCUGAUAGAACUGGGUAUGUCUGUACACACGCUGCUCUGAUAGAACUGGGUAUGUCUGUACACACGCUGCUCUGAUAGAACUGGGUAUGUCUGUAUACACGCUGCUGUGAUAGAACUGGAUAUGUCUGUACAAACGCUGCUCUGAUAGAACUGGAUAUGUCCAUAUACACACACUGCAUAGGUCUUGGUGCAUUCACAGCCUGAGCUGUGUGUUUCCUAUCUCUCAGGGCAUGGUGGAUCCCGGUGAGCUGGUGACAGCUACACUUCGCAGGGAAUUCUGCGAGGAGGCUCUCAACUCUCUGGAGAAAGAAGGAGACGAGAAAGAGACAGAGGACAAAAUCCAGACUCUAUUCUCUCAGAAACCUUUACCGGUAGGAAGUGCAAUAUUAUCCUAUAUGUACGAUCUGACAGAUUAAUAUCCAAAAUAUCGCUCCUCACUUCAUUCAGGCAGUGUGUUAAGAUUAGCCACAGAAACACAUUUUAACAAAAAGGAACAGUGCAGUUUAAGAAUUGUACCAGUAUCCAAAUGUAUACAAACAGAUUGGUUUACAUUUUAGCCAUCCAGAACUGUUUACAUUUAAAGGGUGCAGCUUGCUCAAACACGUUGUUCAAGUCUGUCCAUCUAUAUGCUCACUUGAACUGGCAAAUAGAUUGUGUCCCAGGCACGCUGAGACUUGUGAUCACAUCAGAGCAAUCCAUCUGUUUCUAUAACGAUGGUCCGUAUGUGGGAUCGCUUGUCAUGUUUUCCCGGUGACUGUAUUCCCAGCCCAGCAACGUGGGAGCUAACCAGAAACGUGAUUUUCUCAAGAUAGUUGUAGGACAAUAGAUUGCACUGCUCCUCGCCAGCUAUAACCGAAACUAAGCACCGCUUGUCAGCAUUCCUUUAUAUUUGUUUUGUUACUGAGUUCACCCCUUGUUCUCACUUCAGUUUUGGUUUUAUUUAAAAAAGAAGCUGUACUUUAAUCAUCUCCCUCUUUAGUUUUAUCCCCGGUAUAAGAGAUGUCCCCAGGAAACCUACCGAUUCCUAUAAGGCAGGUUUCCCUGCUAUGUUAUGUGUAACCCGUGCGCAGCUGUGACUGAUCAGAGAACAUGCCAGAUAUCCACUACCCUCCAUUAUGUGUCCUCUGUCACAGGUGUAUAAAGGCUAUGUAGAUGAUCCCCGUAACACGGAUAAUUCGUGGAUGGAGACGCAGGCUGUUAAUUAUCACGAUGAAACAGGUGAGGCACGGAGCAAAGUCUAACUAAUUCUUCCAUUUUUUUGUUGCUAUGAUUGUACUCCCUAACGUGUCUUUGUCUGUGUCCCCCGAAAGGUGACUUGCUGGACUUGCUGCCGCUCCAGGCUGGUGACGAUGCUGGGAAGGUGCAGUGGGUGGAUGUAAGCAGUAGUUGCAGCCUGUAUGCCAGUCAUUCCAAUUUUAUCAAGCUGGUAGCAGAGAAGCAUGAUGCCAACUGGUAG